Poeciliopsis prolifica (blackstripe livebearer) is the source of this 975-nucleotide messenger RNA. Its product is annotated as calmodulin regulator protein PCP4-like. Bases 25 to 345 code for a protein of 106 amino acids. Gene Ontology annotation, molecular function: calcium ion binding; calmodulin binding. NCBI's taxonomy places the organism in Eukaryota, Metazoa, Chordata, Actinopteri, Cyprinodontiformes, Poeciliidae. Gene Ontology annotation, cellular component: cytoplasm. The record is from RefSeq and is a predicted model, not a curated record. The transcript has 4 exons.
UAUAAAAGCGUCCACCUCACACAGAUGGAAGCACAGAGGGAAUCUACAGCAGCUGUAUCGUCUGCUGGCCGGAGCACAUCACACACAGCUGGAAUCCUCCCCAAGAGACGCAGCUCGACCAUGAGUGAGAGGAAAACACCUGGAGCAAUGACUGGAACCGCCAAGCCAUCUGCUGGCCACGCAACGCAGGGUCAGCAAAAGGCUCCGUCUAAAUAUGAAAAGAAAAACAACGUCCCCCAGGACUUUGACAUCGACAUGGACGACCCAGAGACGCAGAGGGCCGCCGUGGCCAUCCAGUCCCAGUUCAGAAAAUUCCAGAAAAAGAAGCAGGAUGUGAAGUCAUAGAGUCGUCAGACUCGUCGCUCUCCUGAUAUGUCCUCGGUUUUGCAUGUCGAUCAAACUGCUGCACUGUCCAGAGCUGCGAGGAGAGAAGGCUGAGGUGGAGGGGGGCUGGAAAAAAAUAUUACUGUAAAAGUUUACUAAAACAUCUGAUGUAAGCAUUGGGUUGGUCAGUUUCCAUUUAGCCAUAGAAUUUCUGAAUGGCUCAUUUGAGACGCAAAUUUACACAAAUAAUUGGAAAUAAAAGUUUGUCUUUCGAGGAGAACAGGAAGUCGCUGGCAGUUCAGAUUAUUUCAGAUUUAAUAAAGAGCUCCACCGAAUGAGUCGCUGUAACUAUGACGAGCUUCAGCUUUUACGUUCACGCCGCUGUGUUGUUCUGACGUCAACGUCCUGCUGUCCCUUUAACAUGGCCCCUCACGGCUGUGUGAAACACUGUAUGUAAACUAAUUCCUGUUGUGUGUUGUUGUGUUUUGCUGAUGCCACAUAAUUGAUUCAAUGUUCCUGCAGUUUUCUUGUAUAUGUUUAGUUUACAAAUGCAGAGUUAUGCAUGCAAGCUUGCACACAGGCAUACAAUAAUAAUAAGAAAAAAAAAUCACUAAUAAAGAAAUUUGAAAAAAAACAAAAACACUGAUGAGA